GUCCAAUUUCCUUCUGAACCGCUCGAAGUCUUACAAGCUGUCAUGGGUAGCACAAAUCUCAUAGGUCGAUCCCGCCCCAGGGAUAUUCGUCUCGUGUCUUAUGGUGGUGUUUUCCGCCUACAAAACUCAACACUCCUUCUCCUAGCUAUUAUUUUCUCUCUCUUUUUCAUCACAGCAAUUUCGUGUUCAUUCUUUGGUGACGAUGAGGACGAGCCUUACUUCAAGAGUAUCUUGAAUGAGGUCGCUCAGACUGACCCUGGCAUCGUCAUGUUGGGUGAGAACGUCGACGUCGAUGUCGACGAACCCUCCAUUAGCAUUCGCUGGUCCAUCAUUGGCUGUGGAGAUGGAUAUGUGUUAGAUGGAAGUGCUGGUAUACAUGAAAGUAGUUCAUGUGGUCUUCCUUCAAUGCCACUUCAAAUAUACGUCGACAGCUCCUCCGAGCCGACAGCCGUGUAUGAUCCAUCCCAGCUUCCUUUUAUUCGUUCGUCGGGACAAAGGCGCAACAUCCAGAAUCUUGUACAAUUUGAUAGCGACCAUACUCUCGAUGUCCAUGAAGACCGAUUGUAUCCCUUCGACACAUAUCUGUUGACAAGCACACUGCGUGUCGUCAAUACUGACAAUGAAACCGUCCCAAUUCGCAAGAUAUCCACCAUAGAAGUGGUGUCUAGCUUUACCAUAUCUAUCACCGACGUGGAUAGUUAUGAGUCUUUGGCGAACGGGACUGAUAUCCCUAGUCGAGACAUUGACAUGCGCGUCAAGAGGCCAGGCCAAGCUCGCACAUUUACGCUCUUACUAUUCGGUAUUAGCUGGAUGCUCACCCAUGCCACAGUUGGUCAUGUUGUGCUUGCGCGCGCUCACAAAGAAGUAAAACCUAUUAUCAAACAUCUCGUCUUCGUUUUCGCAAUUCUCGUCGUAAUCCCGCAGUUGCGAAAUUCUAUGCCCGAUGCUCCGGGUUUUGAUGGAGUUCUCAUUGACUGCAUUGGUUUCUUUCCUCAAAUGAUUCUUUCCAGUUUCUCGGCGCUUACCUUACUACUUCUCAUAAUCUUGCGAGAGUUCAAUCACCUUGAGGACAGCUCCCUCGGUGAUACUGCGGAGGACUCUGAGCCUCAAACAUUACCUAUAUCCCCAACGAGGAUGAUCACAUCCCCAUUACCAUCUCCUAAACUACUCCCCUCACCACCACAGUCACCGCUAAAACCUCUUAUCCUUGGCAAGGGGAGGACUAGCUCUUUGCUUCUACAGGGUGGCGAAGUAUCACGUAUCGUGCGCCACUUGAACGGCGAGUUUGUUUUUCCCCCGGUUCCACAGAUACAUCGUCGAUCUAGAUCAUCCAAACCCACUCUGGGUCGACCAGGCGGCGUUGUAAGGCAGGAUUUGGGAACCACAUUGGAGGCGGUGGAGGAGAAGUGAUCACCUCAGUAAUUCUACCUGUCUACUAGUCUACUAACUUGUUGUGCCGUAUGUAUGAGUUCGUUUGAUGUGUGUUUAGUGUCUGUUCUUUUUGUUUGAUUACUUUUCUCGUUAUAUUUACAGUAAGUUGUACUCAUUAUUGUGUACAGCCCUGGACUAUCGUGGACUGGAAUCUGUUGUAGGAAUAUUGUCUGUUUCUUUGUGGCGAACGUUUCAAUUAACAAGGAUCAUAUAUCAAGGCCUGAA
Molecule: messenger RNA, 1656 nt
Organism: Serpula lacrymans var. lacrymans S7.9
Lineage: Eukaryota; Fungi; Basidiomycota; Agaricomycetes; Boletales; Serpulaceae
Exons: 6
Coding region: 43-1410 (455 amino acids)
Source: RefSeq, a predicted model, not a curated record